Molecule: messenger RNA, 561 nt
Organism: Necator americanus (New World hookworm)
Lineage: Eukaryota; Metazoa; Nematoda; Chromadorea; Rhabditida; Ancylostomatidae
Exons: 8
Coding region: 1-561 (186 amino acids)
Source: RefSeq, a predicted model, not a curated record
AUGAUGAAAAAUAAUCAAGAAUGGAUGAUAGAAGCUAACGUGUGCAUGGAAGAUUCUUUAGAAGAACGAAUAGCUGCUGUGGAAAAGGUUUUGGGUAUUGACGACUAUUCGGAUGUAAAGAAGGCGGACUUUGACGUUGCUUCAUUGCAAGAAAAGAUGACGUGCUUAGGCCUUGACCGAGUGAUGAAAAUACCGUUGUCAAAAUUGAAAAAGCUGAAAACUAUCACUAACAAGCCGCAUACCCAAUCAUUAACGGAAAGACUGGCUACAAUAGAAUUUUGCGAGAAUCUAAUCAGGCAAAGGGCUGAAUUGCUGAAGGAAUUCGAAGAACGACUUCAGGUGGUGCUGAACGCUGAGAAGAUUGGUUUGGUUCCUCAACAAGAAGCUCAACUAGAUGGAAUUCAAUCAGACAUCCAAAAAGGCUUGGAUGAGUGGAAACAGUACACAUUGGAUCUGGAGAAUUUUAAAACGGAAUAUUUCUCUGUCAUAGCAGCAUUGCAAGAGCGUCUUGGAGAGUUGGAGAGAAUGGUCACAGCACUUGAAAACGAAACAGAAGCAUAA